Molecule: messenger RNA, 528 nt
Organism: Musca vetustissima
Lineage: Eukaryota; Metazoa; Arthropoda; Insecta; Diptera; Muscidae
Exons: 3
Coding region: 52-489 (145 amino acids)
Source: RefSeq, a predicted model, not a curated record
CAUCCAUCCUAUGUGCGUCAUUAUAAAAUCCAUCGAGAUUCACGUAAUGAUAUGCAAACAGCAACGAUUGGUUUACAUUUUGUCAUAAAUGAAUAUCAUUUUGAAAAUGGCAAAUUAAAGAUCCGUUGCAUAGCUGAAAUCGGUGAUAUUUAUCACAAAUCAUCGGAGAAAACGUUAUUGGAUAUGGACUAUCAUCAUAAAUAUUUGGCAAGCAAUACAGUGAAUAUGAUACCAACAGAUCAUGAAAAUGAUUAUGAUCAAUAUGCCCUGCAAGAUGGUGAAAUGCUGCGGAAGGAGGAUACGUAUUUUACGCAAAUAACGGAUUUCUUUAAUAACUUUAUGAGCUCAAAUGAUGCCGAAAUUUCGGCAUGGUCUUCAGCGAGUUCAACCAACACCUUGAAAUUGUUAUCCUUCUCAACGAGUGUUGUCUUAAUUAGCUUUGUGCAUUUAUGUUGGUAUUCACAAAUUGUUCAAGGAAUCUUUUCAUGAAAACAUUAACAAGUUAAGAGGAGGACUUAUAAUAAUUAG